AUGUCUACCUCUCGAAAAAGGGGUCGUAUACUUAACGAGUCUCUUCCUUCUCCUGAUACGUCCACUUCAGUACAUGUACGACAGUCUUUCGAAUCUGUUAGCAAUGAGGUUCCUAAUUCUAUGUAUAUAGAUAAUGGCGAUUGUACUAACAUAUGCGAACAUUGCCAUGCCUUAUUUUGGUAUGAUGAACGCGUCAAUGCAAUGUCUUCUAAUCGUUAUUCCUAUACUCAUUGCUGCAAACAUGGUCAUGUCAAACUUGAUUUUCCUACCCUUCCUCCACCAUCAUUAUUACAUCUAUUUGAUCAAUCUGAUUUUCUUGAUAAUAUACGUGCAUAUAAUAGCAUGUUCUCCAUGACAUCUUUUGGUGGAAUAGUCAACGAAUCUAUCAACGAUGGCUCCGCUCCUUACGUUUUAAAAAUUGAAGGCCAAAUAUACCAUUGGCUUGGUUCUUUUUAUCCAACACCAAAUGAACGCCCUCGAUUCUUGCAAAUGUAUAUGUAUGAUACGAAGAAUGAAGUUUGUAAUAGACUAAGCGUAUUCAGAAAUGAUGGCCGUUCACGCUUGACUUCUGACAUUGUCACUAUGCUUAUUCAGAUCCUUGAGAAUAGCAACAAGCUGGUUAAACUUUUUAGGGAUGCAAGAGAUUUGUCUCAGUCAACUGAUGUGACCUCAUUCUACAUUCGCUUGUAUAAUUCUUAUAACUCUUUACGUUAUGAUACUCCAACCCCAGGUUGCAUUGGUGCUAUUAUCAAUGACCCCGGCCCUCAGUCUGACGGCUUUGACAUUGUCAUUAGACAUAAGGUCACAGGCCCUCAAAGAAUAAACAUAUUACACCCAUUGUAUAUGUCAUUGCAAUAUCCUUUGUUGUUUAUUCAUGGUGAAAGUGGCUGGUCCCGUGACUUGCGCCUACAAGGUGAUGGCUCAAAGAAAACCAACACUUUGACUAGGAAUAUGUUCUAUAGCUACCAACUACAUGAUCGUGCCAAUACAUAUUCUUUACUGCUAAGAGGUGGCCGUCUUUUCCAACAGUACCUGGUAGAUGCCUACGUCUACAUCGAGCAAGACAGGCUUAACUACCUUAGAUAUAAUCAAAAUGCUCUUAGAAGUGAAUACAUGCAAGGAAUACACGAUGCCGUCACACGUGGAGACACAGAAGGAAAGGAUAUAGGCAAGCGCAUAAUUUUGCCGUCAACAUUUACCGGUGGUCCACGAUACAUGUAUAAACACUAUCAGGAUGCCUUGGCAAUAUGCAGAGUUCAUGGAAGGCCACAAUACUUUGUUACAUUCACUUGCAACGUCAAAUGGCCUGAGAUUAGUAGAUACAUGGCUAGAUUUCCCGUUCUGAAGGCGGAAGAUCGCCCUGAUGUCAUUGCAAGAGUGUUCCAUAUGAAAGUUAUUUCAUUUGUAAAUUUUCUUAAAGUUAGAAGACCAUUUGGGAAGGUUACUGCAGGCAACUUAUUUACCUCAUAUUACAUAGAAAGCUCCAUAGCUGUUAUACAAGUACACUCAUGUCCCAUGAAAGUCGUGAAUUUAUGUUGUGCAGACUUAUACACCAUAGAGUUCCAAAAAAGAGGUUUACCCCAUUGUCACCUUCUCUUAUGGGUUGAUGAAGCCCACAAAAUAAAGGACGCUUCACAAUUGGAUGAGUAUAUAUCAACGGAAAUUCCAGAUCCCAUCAAUGAACCAACUUUGUAUAAAAUUGUGACCGACUCCAUGAUGCAUGGACCUUGCGGCAUGGCCAGACCUAAUUCACCAUGCAUGGCGUUAGGGUCAUGCACGAAAAAAUUUCCUAAGGAUUACGAGCCUUUUACACGAUUUGAUGAGAAUGACUACGCACGCUAUAGGAGACGUCAAAGUACUCACUUUGUCCAAAAAAAUGGGAUUUCACUAGAUAACGGUUACGUCGUACCGUACAAUUCUCUGUUGCUUCAUUUUCAUGCUCACAUAAAUGUCGAAUACUGUGGUUGGAGCAUGCUCAUAAAGUACCUCUUCAAAUACAUAUCUAAAGGAACAGACCGUAUAAAAUACACUGUUAAAAAAGCGCCUCCCACAACAGCCAAUUCUACAGAUAAUGUUGAAAUUAAAGACUUCGUUGAUGGUAGAUUCAUUUGUCCCCAUGAAUCAGCAUGGAGAAUCUUUAACUUCAUGAUUCAUGAACGAAACCCUCCUGUCCAGGUGCUUUCUGUUCACUUAGAGAAUAGGCAAAAUGUCACCUUCAAAGAUAAUGAGAAGCUUCAGAAUGUCUUACACAAUCCAAAUGCCCGACGCACCACUUUAACAAAAUGGCUAAAAAAUAACUGUGUUCACAACAAUGGACUCCAUCUCCGUUACAUUGACUACCUUUCGGAAUACAGAUGGGAAUCUACGGGAAAAUGCUGGCUUCGCAGAAUCACAAAUAAAACACCGGCAAUCGGUAGACUUGUUAUGUCUUCCAAUAAUACAAUUUGUUUGUUGUGUACACGUCAUGAUGCACCAUUGUAUCUCAUCCAUUGA
This is a messenger RNA of Helianthus annuus (common sunflower), 2493 nucleotides long. RefSeq lists its product as uncharacterized. NCBI's taxonomy places the organism in Eukaryota, Viridiplantae, Streptophyta, Magnoliopsida, Asterales, Asteraceae. The record is from RefSeq and is a predicted model, not a curated record. Bases 1 to 2493 code for a protein of 830 amino acids. The transcript has 2 exons.